CCAGUAAGUGCUGCUUCUUCCUCUUGGGGUUUUUCCACUGCCCUAUCAAGUAGCCGGGCACUCCUGUGCCUCUGGGAACCUCCGUGCCAGCAACGCUCGGCCUCUGCUAGCCUCUUCCUGGGACGUCGUCUCACCCGCAGGUGCUGGCCUGAGGUCCGUGCUGGGCAGAAAGCUGGAGGCCUCUGCGAGGAGCCCACGUGGGCCGUCUCCCGUUUCUUGUGUCUCUCGUUUCUUGUCGUUCGCUGCCCCGGCAGACCAAGCGGCCCCUCGCCGCUGCGGAACUGGACUUCUAGGUGUGCUGGCUCCCUGUCCCAUGGAGACCUGGCGGAAAGGCUCCUUCCGCAACGCCUCCUUCCUCAAGCGGCUGAGCCUGAGGCGGCCUCGAGGACUCCGGCGACAGGGCAGUGUGCUGAGCCAGGCCAGCAUGGCUGGGGGGGACCAUGAGGAGUACAGCAACAGGGAGGUCGUCCGGGAGCUUCGAGGGAGGCCGGAUGGCCGGCGCCUGCCACUGUGGGGGGACGAGCAGCCCCGGACCACCCUUCUGGCCCCACCCAAGCCCCCUCGCCUCUACCGAGAGAGCUCCAGCUGCCCCAACAUCCUGGAGCCGUCACCUGCCUACACUGCUGCCUACUCGGCUACCCUGCCCUCGGCGCUCUCCCUGGCAGACGCCCUCCACGAGUACUCGGAGGAGGACCUCGCGGACACGCCCCCCUUCCAGAAGACGCCUGCUUCGGACCUUAAUGAUCCCUUCUUCUCCUUCAAAGUGGACCUGGGGAUUUCACUUCUUGAGGAAGUUCUACAGAUGCUGAGGGAGCAAUUUCCCAGUGAGCCCGGCUUCUGAAUGGGGUGAGGGUGGAAAGAGGUGUGGUAACUGGAAGAGACGAAAGCCUGGGGACUCAGGACAGGAAGGUAGAGUUGUGGAUUAAGAAAAAGGUGCGGGUGGGAAUCCAGGGCCCUGCCUGCCCUCUGGGUCCCCCGGUCCAGGUCCUCCAGGUCCCCCGAGGGGAGGGGCAGAGGUGUGGAGACAAGCCGGAAAUGUGAGGGGCACUCGGUGCCAAGAGCCCUGAAGGCAGUAGCGAGGCUGGGAAAGGAGCCACACGGACAACUCCAGGGGCCAGGCAGAGGCCAGCAGAGGGGGUGGGUGGCACAAGGGGCGAGUCAGGGAGUGGAGGACACACAGACUGGACAGAUCAGCCCCCGCUGAAGCUACUCUCCACAGCGACAGGUUACAGGACAGGUCUAGGCAAAAGUGGUCCAAAUUGGACCCAAGGGGAGAGUGGGAAGACCUGAGGGAAGAGGGAUGGGACAGGCUUGACUCUGUCCAGUGUAGCAGCCACUAGCUACACGUGCUGUUUACAUUUAAAUAAUUGAAACAAAGUAAAAUUAAAAAUUUAGUUCCUCAGCUGCA
Messenger RNA from Myotis davidii, 1408 nucleotides. RefSeq names its product chromosome unknown open reading frame, human C15orf62 (gene CUNH15orf62). The coding region runs from base 314 to 841 and encodes 175 amino acids. Lineage: Eukaryota; Metazoa; Chordata; Mammalia; Chiroptera; Vespertilionidae. The record is from RefSeq and is a predicted model, not a curated record. The transcript has a single exon.